Messenger RNA from Stegodyphus dumicola, 3043 nucleotides. Its product is annotated as EF-hand calcium-binding domain-containing protein 7-like. The record is from RefSeq and is a predicted model, not a curated record. Gene Ontology annotation, molecular function: calcium ion binding. Gene Ontology annotation, biological process: positive regulation of protein localization to ciliary membrane. Lineage: Eukaryota; Metazoa; Arthropoda; Arachnida; Araneae; Eresidae. Gene Ontology annotation, cellular component: ciliary membrane; plasma membrane protein complex.
AAAUGUUUAUUCAAGUUAUACAAGGAUCCAUCUUUCACUUAAAUGAAGAUCUUCUUGGUAACCGUUAUCAGCUGGAAAUAUUAGAGAAUGCUCUAGUAGAAAUAUUUAUUAAACCUAUACCUAAUUCAGGUGGCAAUGUAUGUAAUAUACCUAUAGAAGUACUAGUAUUUCAAGACAAUAAAAGCAAACCGUUUAUCUCUUCUACACCUUUUAUAAAUUCUGAAGGCUUUUGUACAAUGCAGUUUAAUUUGAGAAAAGGGAAAUAUGUAGUAAUUCCUGUGCUUUUAAAGUGGGAUAAAGUCAAAAGUACAACUUCUAGUGAAAGUUUAGAUUUUGAAUCUUUGUUGAAUAUUGAUGAAAAGAAACAAGCUGCAUUAACACCUGAUUGUGAAAGAGCAUUAAAAGAAAUAUAUGAUUUGAUUGAUCUUGAUGGAAAUGGUCUUCUUAGUCAAACUGAAUUUGACUUAUUCAUUCAGCAUACAUCUGGAGAAACUGCUGCUGAUGAGUGGUCUACAAUUGAAGAUAAUUUUAAAAUGGAAGAUGGGCAGCUAACAUUUGAAGGUUUCUUGGAAUUGUACACAAUGGUUAUUCAAACUGAUCCUGCUGAUGUAAAAAAUAUGUUUGAACAAAUGGGAAUGAAUGAGUCUUUGGAACUUGCAAAUGCUCAGCCAUUUGUGUUAGUAGCUAAAUCUAAAACAACAAAAUUUGUUUUGAGACCAUUAUGUGUGACCUCCUACUGUAACAUUGCUGAGAAAGUUUUGCGGAAAAUGGCAGUUGAGCAAGGCAAUUCUCAUAAAGUGAAAAAGAUGAAUGAUUUAUUACUAUACACUCACAAGCUACAGCACAGAGUCACAAUAGUUAUUCAAAACCAGAGAAACAGAAGGUACUGUUGACAUGUUGGCCAUGGGUUCUUUGGAUAUUUUAAAUUCACCUAACAUUUUUGAGAGCUUCCAUAACAGCCAGCUAUCCAGAUAUUUGAUCAUUCCGGACACUAGACAUCCAGAUUUUGGACUCUGUACUCUAUUUUGCCAUCUAAAAUGGGUUUGAAUAAAACUGUUCAAAAAUUUAGAAUUUGCAUUUUCCUGUAAAAAUUAUUGCUAUAUUCUAUUGUUUUUGAAUCAAGUUGACAAUUAAAUGAAUAACUCGUUUAACUCAAACUCAGUUUGUUGACCAUAUGCUUGUCAUCACAUCCUUGUUUCUUCUCACUCCUCCCCUUCUUUUGAGUACAUCCUGAAUAUCUUGAUGUGAGUAAAUACUAUAACUUUCAUUAUCUGAAGUCCUCCACGAAGGCAUGCCUCCCCUUAGGCAGAUAGCCCUAGUGUGCUUUGCCGUAUUCACAAUACACCUUCAUUAUCUGAACAUGGUGAAACCGAUACUGAUACUAACUGGCUGCAGUUUUUUAUAGCUAUUCCUGAUAAUUUUUGCAGCCAUGAUUUCACUGGAGUCUUGACAAUUUUAUAUACUAUAAAGUAUUUCAUCUGAUGCUGUGACUUAUCAGCAGUUUGUAGAAUUUUAGCUUUCAAAAAGUCAGACUUCUUAAAUUUUUUUAACUUCAUUUGAACAAUAAGUGAUGAAAUCCACUGUAUUAAAAACUGUCUUUUUCUAAAAAGGCAACACAGAAGGGAGGAAAAAGAAAAGGUGAAAAUUUUUUUAACACAGUGCAUAAAGUAUUUUAUGGUUUUAAAUUUUAUUAUACAUUACAUACAUCAUGCAUUCUUUUCCAAGUUCAGCAUUAUGUUGUCUAAAAAUAGUAAAAUAUACCAAUGUGUACUUUUUUUUAAAAUUCAGGAACUGGGAACAAAAAUGAACUCAACCAAAGCUGAAUUCUGUGAACAGACAGACAAAAAUGAAUGCAAUACAAAAUAAGAAUAUAAAAAAAUUCCCAAAGACUAUUAUUUUCCCCAUCACAAUGCUGCUUCUUUCACUUGCCUAGUCCUUUAUUUUAAUUUUUUAAGCUAUCAAAUUAGUACUGGAAGAAGUUGGCUUUUAUCUCCUAAAUUUAAUCCAUUAUCUAAUUUGAAUAUCAAUAUUAUUUAAAUUAGAUUGUAUUCCUAUGCAAACAUAAAUAAUUUACGAUUUGGAUUGUGAACAAGCAUAAGAAAACUCACUGCGUUUAUGAUUUUAUUCCAUUUUUACUCUCACUGUGCAAAUUUUGUAAUAAUAGUGGUUCAUGCAGUUUCUGGUGAUAUAAUAAUUAAAAUCUUUCAUACUCUGUCAAUCAUUAACUACUGCAGUUUACUGAUAUUCAGAAAGAAGCUCAUUCAUCUGAAGAAAUAAAUGUAUUAUAUUCAGUACUGUGUAUAUUGCCAUUUUGGGGGGAAAAAAAGUGCAACAUUAUUUUUAAAAAAUGCAAAUAGAUUAGAUUGCAAAUGUGAUAAACCAUUACUGAAAAAUUGCAGCUAAAGAUUCUUUUAUCUUGUAUAAAAUAGACAGCUACUGAAUUUAACUUUAGUGAGGUUUUAUUAAGCUAUCAUUAACUGCUCUCUUGUUACCAGACAUCUGAGUUAUAAUUUAUAUGAAAGAUUAAUAACUCCAUGCUUUUGCCUUCUUUUCAUGCAGAAAAAAAGAAUGAAGUACCAAUACUUGAAGCUGUAUAUUAUUUUUAAAACUUUCUACCUGGAACAAGUUUUUAGGCUUGAUUAUAGUUUUUCUAUAUUUAAAACUAAUUUUAAAUUUAUACAUAUGAAAUUGCAGAUUUUUCCCCUCUUUCUCUCUGCCCCCCCCCAUUUUUUAAUAUACAGCUUUAUUUUUAACCAAAAAUACAGAGGACAAAUUUUUAGGUUUGAUUAUAGCUUUUCUAUAUUUAAAACUAAUUUUAAAUUUAUAUUACACAUAUAAAAUUGCAGAUUUUUAUACUCUUUCUUUCUCUCUGUCCCCCUAUUUUUAACCAAAAAUAUAGAGGAAUUUAUUUUCAUGUAGUCACACAGUAAAGUCACAGUGAGAUUAGACUGUAACAAAAGUCAAAAUUGUCAGAGUCAUCAGAAUAGUCUUGAUUGUUACUUUGAGGUUCCACCAAGAACAAGCAUGGUGAGUACAUGGUGAA